Poecilia reticulata (guppy) is the source of this 2403-nucleotide messenger RNA. It is a transcript of the gene trim107, whose product is annotated as tripartite motif containing 107. The record is from RefSeq and is a predicted model, not a curated record. Lineage: Eukaryota; Metazoa; Chordata; Actinopteri; Cyprinodontiformes; Poeciliidae.
CUGCACCUGAUCCAGAUCCGGAGACGAUGAAGCUGUUUAUGACCGGCGCAGUCAUAAACGCGUCAGUGCGUCUCGCUUGUUUUUACCUUCUUAAUCAGGAAGAAGCGACAUCAAAGAGAAAAGUGCCAGCAGAUGUGCCAGCUCCUUGCAGACCCAAUCAAUCACUUAUACAUCUUUGGUCGUUUCCUGUCCCCACCAUCAUGUCUGUGUCUGAUGGAGUAAGCUUUUCUGCAAAUAAGCUCACAUGUCCCAUAUGCCUGCAGCUGUUCUCGGAGCCCAUUUCCCUUCCCUGUGGUCACACCUAUUGCUUUCUCUGCCUUAAGACCAUGGAAGAAGGCCUUGACCAACACAGGUGCCCAGAAUGUCAGGCUGAGUACCAGGGAGCCGCUGCUCUUAUGAAAAACUUAAAAAUGUGCAAACUCAUAGAGACCUACAAAGUCACACAAGGUUUUGCCCCUGCAGACCUUCCUGCUGUCGUCCAUGUUACAUCCAAUUCCGCUUUGGAUGAGUCAGUUGGAGAAAGCCAAUACCAUGGAGAAGAAAACAAGACAAACAGAGGCUGUGAGACUAUCUCUGGACUCAGAGACAUUCCCUGUAAUCCGAUGCAAGCAAAAAUCAGCACCAAAGGCAAAACGGAAAUGGAUGAGCCCAAGUUUAAACUGGCAUCUCAAGUCACAGAGUUACACAUCAAACUAGAGAUCGCAGAAGGUGUUCUGAUGAGAGAAAAGGAGUGGGAGCUUCAGGUGACAACUUCUAAUUCUCAGUUGAGAGAGAAAAUAUCCAGGUUGCUGGGGCAGAUGAAGGACUCCCUGCAGAGCUACAGUGACCAGGUGAUGCAGAUGGUCGAGAAGGAGUUAGGCCCAGGUGAAGAAAGCAUCCGUGCUCGAGUCGGUCAAACGUCUGAGCUGGCGAAGCAGCUGAGGCACACUGUGCUUACAGCUGAAUCCCUACUGACCGAAGAGGAUGAAAAAGCAUUUAGCGAUGAGCUUCAAAGUCUAAAUGCCAACAUUGCAGAGGCGCUAGAAAAACCACUGAGAGAGGACGAAGACUUUGUUGAAGCAAAGGUCAACUUUGCACAUGCCUGUCCCAAACUGGAAAACAUGAACACUGACCUGAGGGAACAACUUGGAGAGACUCAGCGCUCCCUUCGAAACACCUUCAACCCUUCCGAGCUGACCUUUGACCCAGAAACGGCUCAUCCUAAUCUCAUUCUGUCAGAGGACCUGAAAACGGUAACAUUCAGCACCGUGAAGCGGUCCUACACGUCCUCACCACAGAGGUUCACCAGCUUUUAUCAGGUACUCAGUGCACAAAGCUUCUCGGAAGGCGAACACUGCUGGGAGGUGGAGCUCGAAGGUUCUCCAUGGAUCAUCGGCAUGUGCUACAGUGGGAAGCUGCCACGCAGUGGGUUGCCAUCCGCCCUGGAAAGCAGCCAGAGCUCCUGGUGUCUGAUGUGGUUUGAUAACCUGCUAACCGCUUUUGAGCAAGGUCACAGCGUGCCGCUAAAGAAAACCACAGUGUCACGCAGGCUUGAGGUCAAGCUGAGCUUCAAGACACACAGGUUGAGCUUCUACAACAUCAGCCCCACCAGUGGGAAGACGCACAUCUACACCUUUAAGGCCAAUCUGAGUGAAGCGGUGCACCUCGCCUAUAGGAUGAUGUCAGGACACCCCAAGGGCAGAGUCACAAUUUGCUCAUAAACAGAAGUUUUCAACAUUGGCACGCAGGAGAAACAGCUAGAUAACUUUAUCCACAAAAACAAAAGUUGAGAAAAGAUUUCUGUAAUUACAUAUUUAGAAGCUUUUCUAAGACUGAUAUGUGAUAUUAUAGGGCUGCUUUCACAACUGAUCUUCCAUCAAUUUCAACAACCUGUUUAUGUGCACAACAUGGUGUUUUUUUUAUCUUAUUGGAAACAAUUUUUCAGCAAAUUGGUGAUAUGUUUUUUGUCAGAUGAAGGUGAAAUGGCAGGAUGUAAUGUACAUAGCAUAAAUAUGGUACCAAAAAACAUUUUGUGUAAAUUAAUUGGAGCUCUGACCGCUCAGACUUAGUCAAAGUUGCAGCUUUGACUUGUAACCAAAGAUGACCGAGCCACUCUGGUACACUUGGGCCACGUAUCAUAGCUAAGCUAACCACUGUUAUCAGAUUCUUUCGUGCCACAUUCUUGAGACCCAGAUAUACUGCCACUGCAGUGAUGAAGAAUCAUAUUGUCAUCUGCAAAAAGAAAUCAGUAAGAAAAAGAAACAGAUAAAGCAAAAUCAUUUGGUGUAUAAAUAUCUGUGACUGAGAUUUUGAUUGCUGUGCAAGAUUGUGAGAUCCCUUCAGUUUACAUAAAUAAUUUAGGAGUUGUUUUGUUGCUUAUGUGUAGUGUUUUUAAUGUAUUUUAGCAAUAAAAAAAAAACACAA